Messenger RNA from Lolium perenne, 1492 nucleotides. RefSeq names its product protein FAR1-RELATED SEQUENCE 5-like. The record is from RefSeq and is a predicted model, not a curated record. Lineage: Eukaryota; Viridiplantae; Streptophyta; Magnoliopsida; Poales; Poaceae.
UUCGAAUUCGUGGCACAUGAUCCAUUAGAUCCAGUGCAUCUCACUGGCUUCACCUCUCGCACAGUUCGACUCAUCCCCAAAAUCGCCUCUAGGGUUACGGAGAGUAAUGCAGCCGGAGCUCAACCUACCGGCGCCGCCUAGCACAGGGCUGGACUGCCCCUCGCAUUCUCCUCCGGCACAGCGUCAAGUGCUGCCGCGACCUGCGGAGAUAUUCCAGCCGCAUCUCCACGUCGACCACACGGCCUCAUCUCUGGUUUUGUACCACCCGCCGACACAUGUCGCAUCGUCUGUGGCUCCAUUCACGACCGGAGACGGGACCUGUAGAAGCCUCGCGCCGACAUGCGAUUCCUCGGGGAGUGCCACAGAUCUUGUUGGAGCUGAGCCUACUUUGUCUAUCAUGGAGCCAUUGGAAACUAUUGCUCAGAGCUUAGGGUCAACGACGGCCACGACGCUUGAGGACGAUGCCAACAUUUUUUUCACGGGUGCAAUGUUGUCCAGUUCAUAUGACGGAGAUAGCUACAGCACACCCAUGAGAAAAAAAAACCUGCCAUUUUGUGGAACGACGUAUGAGCCUGAAUGCAAUGAUGAAUUGCAGCCCAAAAUUGGCAUGGAAUUUGAUAGCUGGGAAAAUGGCGAGUCAUUCUACACACGGUAUGCUCAUGAGGUUGGGUUUUCUGUACGAACAGGAAAACAACACUUAGCGAAGGAUCGUGUAGCAAUGUGGAAGCGGUUUGUCUGUGCAAAGCAAGGCUGGAGGAAAGCAAAAGAGCUCAACAAUGAAUCUGUGAAGAAACGGAAAAGAAAUGUGAAGAUAAGUAGGUGUGGUUGUGAGGCUAUGAUAGGUUUGAAGAGAAGAAACGAUGGUAAGUAUGUGGUUGCCCGUUUGGUUCUACAGCACACACAUCAGCUCGUGUCACCAAGUAAGCGGCAGUUCCUAAGAUCAAAUAGAGAAGUAAGCAGUGAACUCAGGAGCAAAUUAUUUACAUGCCAUAAAGCAUUGAUUGGCACUUCUGCAACAUACCGUUUGCUUAGUGUAGAAAGAGGACCUGGACAAGUUGGUUGCAUGAAGCGUGAUUUACAGAACUGCUACCGUGAUUUCAAGGAAACAAUUAAAGAUUCAGACGCCCAAACGAUUAUUGGUGCUAUGAAAACUAAGCAAAGCAUCAAUCCAUCGUUUUUCUUUGAUUACAAACUAGAUGAAGAGAACAAGCUAACACAUAUUUUCUGGGCUGAUGGUACCUCUCGGAAGAACUAUGCACUAUUUGGGCAGGUUGUCUCCUUUGAUUCUACAUAUCGAACCAACCAAUAUGACAUGGUUUUUGCCCCAUUCACUGGAGUUAAUCACCAUGAUACGGAAAUUCCUUUCCUAUUUAAGUUGGCAGCUUGUAAAUGCACAUGUAGUUCAUUUACAAAAGAAAUCCAUUACUCUUUACAAAAGAAACAUAUAAUAAACGGAAAUUCCCUCAAGUACACAAUUACAACCAUCACUUGA